Messenger RNA from Magallana angulata, 2934 nucleotides. RefSeq names its product protein OSCP1-like. Gene Ontology annotation, cellular component: plasma membrane; cytoplasm. The record is from RefSeq and is a predicted model, not a curated record. The transcript has 12 exons. Bases 82 to 1242 code for a protein of 386 amino acids. Gene Ontology annotation, biological process: transport. Lineage: Eukaryota; Metazoa; Mollusca; Bivalvia; Ostreida; Ostreidae.
GCCUGACAAUGUCCUUCACCUUGUAACAACGUGAGGCUUUUGGACGAGAACCGACAGAUCGAUUAAGAUUAAAGUGAAAUCAUGUCGUACAAAACUCUACCGCUUCUUUUCAUUAACCUUGGUGGGGAAAUGAUUUAUAUUUUGGAUCAAAGACUUAGAGCUCAAAAUAUUCCUAACGAAAAAUCAAGAAAAGUUCUACAUGACAUCAUAUCCACAAUGUUCCAUAAGAGGUUUAUGGAAGAGUUGUUCAAACCUCAGCCUCUUUACUCCAAGAAAGCCAUGAGGACGGUGUUUGACAGAUUAGCUCAUGCCUCAAUAAUGAGGCUCAACGCUCCUAGUAUGGACAAGUUAUAUGAUCUGAUGACAAUGGCCUUCAAAUACCAAGUGUCACUGUGUCUGCGACCAAAAGAAAUCAUUCUGAUCACCCUGAAUCACAUGGAUGCCAUCCGUGCCUUUGUGGAGGGCCAGCCAAACAUCAAACAACAGGUGGACCAUGUGUACAGGCUGCUUAUACAGACAUUUGGAUCCCUUUCCAAUGGAGAAUUUCAGCUUAUACGACAGACACUGCUUAAUUUUUUCCAGGAUAUGCAUAUUAGAGUUUCCAUCUUUCUGAAGGACAAGGUACAGAACAGCAAUGGUCGCUUUGUUCUUCCCACAGGAGGUGCUGUGCCUUAUGGAGCAGAAGUUCCGGGAACCAUUAAGCUGUUCAAUGCCAGUGGUGCUGAGGUCAAAACCUCCUCCUUCAACCCUGGGGGUAGCUACCAGCCUCCCCAGGGGGACGGGUCUCUGGACAUUGUGGGGAACCGAAUCACAACCCUAGGAACCAAUAUGUACAUGCACGCCUAUGGCCAGCAGUACUCUGUGUCAAGGCCAGUAGAAACCAGUGGAUCCCAUCGUAUUUCGAAAUCAGCUCCAACUGUAUCAGAUAUUGAUUCCGCCACUCCAGACCCUAUGGCCAAAGCUCAGUUAGAUCUUCUCUGUCAACUCAUCGGAAGCUCCGCACCUAAAUCAGAAAUCCGUCUUAACCUGUUUAAAACCGACGAAGAGGAAGAACAAGCAUCUGUGGCGACCAUUCAACCUGUGGAACAUGCCCAAUCAAAAGUUGUCAACAUUGAUCUCAAGGGUGAAGGUGGAAAUAAAAACAAGAAUGAUGAAUUGAGUAGAAUAGCUGGAGAGCUUUCAAUUCAAGGAGAUCAGAAUGAGGCUGAGGAUGACCUUUUGAACUUAAUGGACAGUGCCUGAUGGGAGGAAUAUUGCAUUAUGGGGAAAAUGGAGUGGCCUGCUGGACCAGACCUCUGCAAUAUCUUUGUCUCAGUGAUAUUUUUGUUUGUGGUUCAUUGUCACGAAUUAAGGAAUGAAAGCAACAUUUUUUUUGGUGGUAAUUUUUGGUCACAAAAUUUGAUUUUAUUUAUUAUUAUAAACCAGUCACCUUCAGUGUGAAUUCAGUUGAAUUGUUGGGAUUUUCCACUUCUGAUGAGUUAAACAAGAGUGAUUUUCAUUUAUUUUUUUAAGAAUAUUUUUGUAGAAUUGAAUCUAUGAAUUCUUAAUUGCAUGUUAAUACAGUUACCACUACUAUUGUUUCAUUAAAUCUUGGUUAUUGUUUAGAAUUGUGAAUGGAGCUAUUAUAGCUAAACCCUUAUUUUUACUUAAUACAGUCAAUUUUUUUGUAUGCAUCUGAUACAUGUAUAUACAUGUAUGGGUACAUGUUCAUACAACACAGUAUUGAAAAGAAGAAGUACACAUGGUUAUAUUUUCACAAGAACUGUGGGCUAUAAUGUGCUAUUGCAUGGCGCAUCUAAUGUAUUCUAACAAAUUGCACAGGGAAAUCUAUGUACUCUUUAGUGAACCAGAAUUCAUUUGGUUGAUGUAAAGUUUGUCCAUAUGUUGUGUAUUUGGUCCUGUCCUAGGCAUGUGUUUACUUUCCAUGUGAAAUCCAUUAAUUGUUUUGCAUUUAAGUGGUACAUGUAAUUUAUUUGCAGAUGAAAAUACUUAAAUCUUCAAACUCUUGUCGUCUUAUGUUUAUAUCUCGAGGACAAAAAAUCCUGUGUAUUGUGUAUUGCCAAAUAUUAUGUAUAGGUUAAAAAAGUGUGUUAGUUGAUUAUGCAGUCAACAGAUUUACAGAAAUUAAUAGAGAGAGACACCUAGCUGCAUAUUUUGUUGACAUAGACACAUAUAGAUAUUAGGUAUUAUAUGGUACGUCAUGUUACAGCACUCAAUUGUUUGCUAAAAAUGUACAUACUGAGUGCUAAAACGUUUGAAACUGUGAUAAAGACGUGCAUUUAGAUUGUACAAUAUAGGUCAUUUUUAUACAUGUAUAAAUGAGAGUAGCAAAUCACUCGUUGUCAGAAAAUAUUCGUGUUAACAUAUACAGAACAUGUGUCAUGUUGAUAUAUUGAUACACAUUUUACCUUUCAGUUGGAGCAUGACUAUUAGAGCGAUAGGAUAUAUAUAAUUUUAGGUCAUUUUAUUUUUAGCUGAUAUAUUCCAGAAUGACAGACAUUAAAAUUUCAUUUUUAAGUCUAGAGGAGUAGAUUUUCUCUUUUUUUCACGUCGACUAUGGUAUGCAUAUACCAGUUCAUUAUUAUUCAAGUGUAGUGGUAGAGAUAUGUUCAUUAUGUAUGUAUAAUAGUUUUAUAACAACUGAACAUCAUAUCGGUGAGUGUGAAAGAUUUAAGAAAGGCGCGAGCGAUAUAUAUAUGAUUAUAUUUUCCACGAAAUAUACAAAAGAUAAGCCGUCCAAACAUAAUUUACAUGUUAUCAUACACCUGUUGUCAUGAUAAAAACUUCUGUUUUCUUCGCUUUGUUGUGUUAUGAAUCUCUGACUUGAAGUUAUAUAUUCAUCCUAAAUGCUAUGUCACCUUGUUUUAUUUUGUGUCAAGAGUUGUGAUAUGGUCACUUUACCUGUUUAUUGUCAAUAAAAGAUAUUUUAUUCUA